UAAAGGUAUGCGACUACAUGAAGGGUGGUUGGCACUAAGUUUGGGAACAAGUGACACCUUGUUUCUUUGGUUAAAGGAACCCCAUGUAGUCAUUGACGGUCAUAUUUUGUGCAAUCCAGUUGAUGCAGAGUCAUUCAUGGGGCUGUUAUGUUUUAAGAACGGAUCAUUAACAAGGGAAAGAAUUCGAAACGAUUGUGCCGAAAAAUCAUGGGAAAUUUUCAAUCAACUUUUGGACAGCACCCCUCGGGGAAAUUUUGGCAAUUUCGGACUAUACUUCGAUACCCAAGAGAUAAUCCCCUUCUUAAAGGGCGAUUUUAGAUUUAAUAGAGCGGGCGACAGGAUUGGAAAAUUUUCAAGUUUGGAAGUCGAGGUAAGGGCCUUAAUAGAAGGGCAAAUAGUCGCUAAAAGGGCCUACGCUGAAGAUAUAGGUUUUCAUUCAGGACAAGACACCAAAAUAAUUGCAACCGGGGGAGCGUCUGCAAAUAAAUCAAUUUUGCAAGUGGUCGCCGACGUAUUUAAUGCUCCUGUAUAUUUACAGGAAGCUGCCAAUUCUGCUAUGCUAGGAGCUGCCUAUCAAGCUAAACAUGGACUUUCGGAUGAAAAUGACUAUGAAAAAAUAACUUCCGUUUUAACACCACCUCAACUGGUAUGUGAACCGUAUCCAGAUGCACCAGAAAUCUACGACCCAAUGGUAGAUCGAUAUCGCACAAUCGUGAACAAAUUAUUGCAAGGAGGGUUGUAAUUUAAGGAGAGUGGUAUUUCUUUUCUAACGAUAGGUACAACAUAUCAACAAAUAAGGACUCGAAACAACGAAUUCCAUAUUUCUAACAGUUUACAUAAAUCUUUUUGAUAAAAAGUUGAAGAAAAACAAAACACAUUCUGGAUAAUUACAGUCCACAUUUCUACCUAACUGUGAUAAAAUAUAAACAAAUUUAAAAGAGAGAUAUUCGUUUAUAAUAGUUAAACAUUCCAUA
Agrilus planipennis (emerald ash borer) is the source of this 974-nucleotide messenger RNA. Its product is annotated as xylulose kinase. Gene Ontology annotation, biological process: xylulose metabolic process. Gene Ontology annotation, cellular component: cytosol. The coding region runs from base 8 to 742 and encodes 244 amino acids. Gene Ontology annotation, molecular function: D-xylulokinase activity. NCBI's taxonomy places the organism in Eukaryota, Metazoa, Arthropoda, Insecta, Coleoptera, Buprestidae. The record is from RefSeq and is a predicted model, not a curated record. The transcript has 5 exons.